Molecule: messenger RNA, 1089 nt
Organism: Aspergillus neoniger CBS 115656
Lineage: Eukaryota; Fungi; Ascomycota; Eurotiomycetes; Eurotiales; Aspergillaceae
Exons: 3
Coding region: 1-1089 (362 amino acids)
Source: RefSeq, a predicted model, not a curated record
AUGGAAGAACUGUUGACUCCCUUUCUACAAUAUACAGAAAAGGACCUUCUGAUCAAGCAACUGAACCUAGUGGCCACUUGCAAUAGGUCUGACGCGCCUGCUUUUUCGCUGGCUCUUCACGGUCCAGAAAGACUGUCACGCACAUCCCCAUACCUGUUUCAUGUGGCCCUACAGCGGGUGGAUGAAGUUAGGGAUUACUGUGUCUUUGCAUGGUACCCGCAAACCCAUGGCUUUGCUAUCUCAGACGGGUUUAUUCUCCUUCAUCGUACCGCGCAGGGCGGGCUGCACCAAGUCAAACUCCCCGAGUAUACUAUACUCCCCCAACUAGAACAUGGGCACUUCUCCCCUUACAAUAUCCAUAAGCCCGGUAAUGUCAAGCAAUUUUACGAUGCUAUCCCCGACCGUCUUAUCCCAUACCUACAGACAGGCGAGCGAUAUGUACUCCUCUGGCCAGGUCAACAAUAUGACUCAUGGAAUUGGACCGAUAAAGUAGAAAAUUCUAAACUCGUCUUGCCAGGCGGGCCCUUCUUAUCCUUCAUAGUCGAGGACAAUGAGAUCAUGCCGAUCAUGCCGACGUUGAUCUGCGGGUGGUCACAGGAUGGCCUCGUGCUUGCGACCCUUCAUGUGACGUACGUGCCAACAAGUGGUAGCGGUGGUAGGCCGUUUACUUUCAACACGGCAGGAUUGACCGUCGAGCUCUGGGUUUGGCGGGAUCAGUGGGUCAAUCUGGAAGGGUUCGUCUGCGGCGGAGGAUGGGCAUUCGUCGAUGACCCAGAUUUGCAAGUCUCGCCAGGCCGCGAUAAUGGCUUUGCCAGUUUGCGUCCAGGAGAAACGUGGUCCGAGGUCUUGCAGCUUCACUUGCUCACGGACAUGGAGAGCAAUGAUGGCGGGGAAGCCCGGGUUGGGGAGGGGAUCCGGUAUCUCUUUAAGGGCCUCCGGCUCGACUGGUGGGUUUGGGGAAGUAGGGAAGACCAUUUGGAGACGACAGUCACAAUUCCAGCCACGGGAAGCUGGACGGUACGGGAGCCGGGCGAACAGCCUGACGUUUUUAUCCCUGCGGCGGCACCAGUGGAUUUGGAAAUUAUAUAG